Messenger RNA from Fibroporia radiculosa, 738 nucleotides. RefSeq lists its product as uncharacterized. Gene Ontology annotation, biological process: regulation of cyclin-dependent protein serine/threonine kinase activity; regulation of transcription by RNA polymerase II. The record is from RefSeq and is a predicted model, not a curated record. Lineage: Eukaryota; Fungi; Basidiomycota; Agaricomycetes; Polyporales; Fibroporiaceae. The transcript is spliced from 3 exons. Gene Ontology annotation, molecular function: cyclin-dependent protein serine/threonine kinase regulator activity. Gene Ontology annotation, cellular component: nucleus; transcription factor TFIIK complex. The coding region runs from base 1 to 738 and encodes 245 amino acids.
AUGUCAUAUCUGAAAAGAUUUUAUCUCAAGAAUACCGUGAUGGAUUGGCACCCCAAAAAUGUCAUGCUGACCGCACUCUUUCUUGCCACGAAAACCACCAACAAUCCAAUAUCUCUCGAAGCCUAUACUUCACACAUACCGAAGACGGCACCAUCCGACGUUUUAGAUCUCGAGUUUCUCGUUGCACAAAGCUUAAGCUUUGACUUUGCGAUAUGGCAUGCACACCGGGCAUUGUGGGGCAUAUGGCUUGAUGUUCAGUCAUUACCAGAUGCGCCCAUGGACGAAUUGAGGGCCGCUUAUGACAUCGCGCUGAAGCAUGUGCGUGCAGCCCGAUUGACUGAUGCUGAGCUCGUAUAUACACCCUCCCAAAUCGCAUUGGCUUGUCUUUCUCUAGCUGCUCCGACCCUAGCAUCAUCUUGGGCACGAUGGAAAUUUCCAAAUCAGCCGGAACCCCCUGUGCUUGCUGUGCUGGAAUCAAUCAAGACCAUGAUAGCGACGCAUGGUGUCCCGCCAGACGUGGAGGCUGUGCGCGAGGUGGAUCGACGGCUGAAGCUCUGCAAAAACCCGGAGAAAGUGGUGGGGAGUAGCGCGUAUCAGAAGAAGCAGGAAGAGGCGGAGCGGAAGGCAGAUGAGAAGCGGCGGCGCAAGGCAGCAGAGGUCAGAAAGGCGAUGGAGGACGGGGAUCCGUUUGGGAGUGAGCUGGUAGGCGGGCUGGACGAUGAUGAUGACGACGACUGA